Talaromyces proteolyticus is the source of this 1024-nucleotide messenger RNA. RefSeq lists its product as uncharacterized. Lineage: Eukaryota; Fungi; Ascomycota; Eurotiomycetes; Eurotiales; Trichocomaceae. The coding region runs from base 309 to 935 and encodes 208 amino acids. The transcript has a single exon. The record is from RefSeq and is a predicted model, not a curated record.
GUGUGCAUAGAUAUAGGCGUGUGAAUGAAAAUAUAUAACUGUACCUGCUUAUAUACAAUGGGUUUACAGUGGGUCUACAGUGGGUGUUGGGAGGAUUAGUGGGGUUAUGAGAAGCGUAUAGAUUAGUUUGUACCUAAAGGAGGCCUAGCUAGAGAGGCUUUACGGCCGUCAUUGACCCUGGAAGAGCCCUGAAAAGGAGCUCCAAUCGGGUAUAAUGCAUCAUCAUCAUCAUCAUCUCUCUCUCUCUAACUGUGCCUGCCCGAUCCUCGCCUGGGAAUUCAUCCACUGUGACCGCUGGGCACGCACUCAUGCCUCUAAAUUCGCCCCAGACAAGCUCGCCCUCAUCCACUUCCGACCCCCUGGCAGCAAACCCCCCCAUAGGCAUCAACGCGAACACCCCUCUCAAUCUCGGGGGCGGCCGUCUGGUCCCUCCUAGCGACUCAGCCCGCCUCCUAGGGGUGAUGCUGAACUACACCUCCUGCCCAUGCGGGAGCGCCUCCGAGAGGCUCGGCUCAGGGCCCUCUCGCGCAUCGCGUCCACCCCAGCGUUUGCCCACCCCAGGCAGCUCCGGGUACACCACCCCGGGAGGUGCUACACUCCUACACAGACACCCAGAGCGCACUUCUCAACCUCCGGCACCCCUCCCACGGCUCCGGGUAGUACAUCGCCCGCGAGACCACCCGUCUGCUGGAACAGCGCCGGGAGCGAGGGGUGGCACACCCGCUUCUACCGGAUCCCCGCGCACGUGGGGGUCCCAGGCAAUGAACUGGCAGACAAGAUGGCCAAGAAGGCCACCGGAUGGCGCCCUGGCACCCCCGCUAUCAGGGUUCGCAAUCAAGCCGCUGCAAUCGGCAGUGGAUUGGUGGAGUAGGGAGUCGACACCAACGGCGUGGAAGGAGGACUGGCAGCGCUCCGGCAGCUGCUCCCCGAGGUAAGUAAGCGACAUUUAGACAUCUACAAGGGACUCACCAAAAAAAACAACUCUUUCUCGCGGAAUCGAAUUCUUGAAAUUCUACGCCCAAAC